AUGGAUGAAGCAUUUGCACAUCUUGAGGGAAAUACACAGGGGAAAAAAUCAGUUACAUCCCCAGACGGUGGUUGGGGGUAUGCUGUUUGCAUCGGAGUUGGAUUCACUUUUAUGCUGGGAUUUGGAUCUUCAAAUGCAUUUGGUAUACUAUUUAACAACUUUUUUAUAGAACAAGACGGUGCUAGUGGUCUGCCACUAGUUAUUGGAAUUUAUAACGGAGCUUUAUCCAUAUCAGGAUUUCUCAGCGGAAUUGCUCUCAAGAAGUAUUCUUUUCGUCAAGUUGGACUGGUCGGUGCGGGACUGUUUGUUUUGGGAGAUAUAUUAACUAUAUUUGUAGAAAGAACCUAUCAACUAGCUUUUACGUUUGGAGUUAUAAGAGGUGCCGGUUUCGGGGUCAUGAUACCCGUCAGCUUCACUGCAUUUAAUUGUUACUUUACUAAAAAGCGAACUGCAAUGAUGAGCGCCAAUCAGACCAUGAGCAGUAUGGCUUCCAUAACAUUUCCCAUACUGGUGACGUUCCUUCUAUCGGAGUACGGGUUCCGAUGGACCCUCGCUCUCAUAAUGGCGGUUGAUUUACAUUUGAUUUUUGCAAUGCUGGUUAUGCAUCCAGUUGAAUGGCACCAGAUUAAAGUACAAGGAUGUCAAGAUAAAGAGAUGUCUCAAAUUUCUGAAGUCAAAAGUCCUAAAAAGAAAUGCAUUAAUAAUGAUAUAUUUGAUGAAUCAAUUAUAAAAAUGUUACCAGGUGACGACAAUGUCAUUGAAAUAAAAUCAAGUUCAACUCGACACGAGUCGAUCCAAAAAAGUAUAAUAAAAGUAAUAUAUGAUAAUGUUGAGUUGGAUCUUCUGAAGGAUCCUAGAUUUGUAAGCACUUUAAUCGGACUAGGAUUCGCUUUUGUGUCUGACGUGACAUAUUUAGCCAUGGAGCCUAUGUUAUUGUUCUCAUACGGAUAUACCAAGAUGCAAGUAGCAACGUGUGUGAUGAUAGGGGCUAUCGCAGAUCUUAUAGCUAGAUUUUGUCUCGCUGUUUUUACUUACUUUUAUACUGUAGACAGCAAAACUCUAUUUUUUGCUGGUACAUGUGUAACUAUGUUAUUGAGAAUAGCGUUGGUGACUUCUGAUAACCUGUACUUUGUGAUCGGCAUCACUGCUGUAUCUGGUCUGGUUCGAUGUUCCGUCCAGGUGUUGUUUCCUCUGGUCCUGGUAACAGCUGCACCAGAUCGUUUCCCAGCAGCUCUGGCUUUGCAUAUUUUAUUCUCGGGUUUCUUGAUGCUAAUGGCUGACCCUUUGAUUGGUGUCAUCUACGAGGCAACCGGCAGCUAUGUGAACUGCUUCAUCGCCAUGAGCUUCUGUUGUUUAGUUUGUGUUGUUAUUUGGACUGUUGAAUACAUCGUUUAUCGAAAACUUGACUCCUGA
This is a messenger RNA of Danaus chrysippus (African queen), 1413 nucleotides long. The record is from the annotation of a GenBank genome assembly. Lineage: Eukaryota; Metazoa; Arthropoda; Insecta; Lepidoptera; Nymphalidae.